UUUCCAUUCCACCCCGGGCACAGUGUACAGUGUACUACCCCGUCUUACACCGAUUCAGAAACAGCUGCAUAACCCCGGAAGGAGCCCGCAUUCCCUCCUAUCCGCUACCUACCAUGCCACGCGUCACCAUAUCCAUCAGCGGCCCCAACCGAGACGCCGAGAAUCAUCAGGACCUGCUGACCUUGGACCUGCCACCGGGCCUCACCGUAAAGGAUCUCAAGGCCUUCGUCGAGGCCGAAACCACCUUCCCCGUCGAUACCCAGCGAUUCUUCCUCAAUGGUCAGGCCCUGGGAAACGAUGCGCAUACGCUCGAGGAUGCCGGCAUCAAGGAUGGUGAGAUGCUCGCCCUGCUCAUCCGCCGCCCGCCGCAAGGGCCGUCCCGAGAGACGCCAAACCAGAUCGGCGGAGGCAGUAACAGCACCUCAACCGCGAACCCAGUCGGUCGACCCGACCCCGAAGCUAUAAGACAAAGCAUCUUGAGCAACCCCGGCGCCCAGGCGGCGCUUCGCCAUCAGUCACCUGAGCUGUUUGCCGCUCUCAACGACCGGGACCGCUGGCGAAACCAGUACUUGGAAAUGGCGCGCUUGGAACAGGAGCGCGACCGCGAACGCGAUGUCCAAUACGCUCUCUUGAAUGAGGACCCCUUCAACCCCGAGGCACAGCAGAAGAUUGAGGACUUGAUCCGCCGCGACCGCAUCGCCGAGAAUCUCCAGCACGCGUACGAGCACAAUCCCGAGUGUCGUCUUCAGCCAAGUGCACAUGCUGUACGUGAAUGCCGAAGUGAAUGGGCACCCAAUCAAGGCAUUCGUCGAUUCGGGCGCCCAGAGCACCAUCAUGUCCCCUAGCGCCGCUGAAAAGUGCGGCAUCAUGAGAUUGAUGGAUACACGCUUUGGUGGCAUUGCCAAGGGCGUCGGGACAGCCCGUAUCCUCGGCCGCGUCCACCAUGCAGAGAUCAGGAUUGGUGGUGCCGUCAUGCCUUGCGCGUUUACCGUCAUGGAGGGUAAGGACGUCGAACUGCUGUUCGGCCUGGACAUGCUUAGACGGUACAAAAUGAAGAUCGAUUUGGAGAAGAACGCCCUUUGCUUCGAAAAUAUCGAGGUGCCCUUCCUGGCGGAGCAUGACAUACCAAAGGCCCUGGUGGAC
Molecule: messenger RNA, 1143 nt
Organism: Westerdykella ornata
Lineage: Eukaryota; Fungi; Ascomycota; Dothideomycetes; Pleosporales; Sporormiaceae
Exons: 3
Coding region: 114-845 (243 amino acids)
Molecular function (GO): protein binding
Source: RefSeq, a predicted model, not a curated record